AUGCAGCGGGCCUUGUUUACUGAGGAAGAGGUGCGCCUCGCCUCCGAGCGACACCUGAAAUAUCAAGGGUCGGCGAAAGUCAGCAUCAAUGACAUUGAAUUUGACCCACCAUUGCCUCGAGACCUAGACUCGAGAAAUCUAGACAGGAUUUGCCAGAUCUUUCGAAAGAAUCGCUGUCGUCGCCUUGACGUGGAGAAUCGUAUUCCAGUGAUCGUAGCUCGAAAUGAUCUCUCCACGGCACUCCAGCAAGCGGAAGUGACAGCCGGCGCUUUGAUGACUAAAAGUGCUAAGCAUCUUCCUAGUCUCCGGUUCCCAUCAGGCCAACUGCGGGGUCUGCAUGGACGACAUCGCGCGCAGGCUGGCUCCAUGGUGCUGGCGCCCAUCGACCGAUGGUGGGCCGUAGACCUAUAUUUUGACGGUCAGGCCGCUGCCUUAUUCCAACUCUAG
Molecule: messenger RNA, 447 nt
Organism: Aspergillus oryzae RIB40
Lineage: Eukaryota; Fungi; Ascomycota; Eurotiomycetes; Eurotiales; Aspergillaceae
Exons: 1
Coding region: 1-447 (148 amino acids)
Source: RefSeq, a predicted model, not a curated record